Didymodactylos carnosus is the source of this 282-nucleotide messenger RNA. NCBI's taxonomy places the organism in Eukaryota, Metazoa, Rotifera, Eurotatoria, Philodinida, Philodinidae. The record is from the annotation of a GenBank genome assembly.
AUGUCUGAGCAGAAACCUAGUUUAGAUUCAGAUUUUUGGCGAAUUAUUAAAGAUCAAAAUAUUGAAGAUGAAGAAAUGUUACCAGUGCGGGUCGAAGAAAAACAAGAAUCAGGCGAAUCAACCAAUGACAAUGCACUUAUUGAUGAAGCAUUAGCAGCAGCAAAUUCUGUUUUACGUAAUGAAGGAGAUGAUGAAUUCCAAAAUGACGACUUCUUUCCAAUAAAUAAUCAAUCUGCUCCUUCAACACCAGUUCGUCCGUUGAAUAAUCCAGCCCAUAAUUGA